This is a messenger RNA of Phaedon cochleariae (mustard beetle), 9897 nucleotides long. The record is from the annotation of a GenBank genome assembly. Lineage: Eukaryota; Metazoa; Arthropoda; Insecta; Coleoptera; Chrysomelidae.
AUGAAAUCCGAGCAGUUGACGUUGGCAGCACUGGCACUGGCCACUCUAUGCAACGUCGCCUCUCCUCGACCGGCAGAUCCUUAUCACAACUUGCCUGGUCCAGCAGACGAUGGCCGAUGCAGAUGCUUAGCCGACGGAAUGCACGGAGCCGAUGGAGCAAACGGUGUCGAUGGAAAGGAUGGUGCCAAUGGAGCGAACGGUGACGAUGGAGCAAACGGUGCCGAUGGAAAGAACGGUGUUGAUGGGGUGGACGGAGAUGACGGAGUAGACGGAGCCGAUGGAAAGAACGGUGCCGAUGGAGCCGACGGUGACGACGGAAUGGACGGAGCCGAUGGGAAGAACGGUGUCAAUGGGGCAGACGGAGAUGACGGAGUUAACGGAGCCGAUGGAGCGAACGGUGUCGAUGGAAAGGAUGGUGCCAAUGGAGCGAACGGUGACGACGGAGCAAACGGUGCCGAUGGAAAGAACGGUAUUGAUGGGGUGGACGGAGAUGACGGACUAGACGGAGUCGAUGGAAAAAACGGUGCCGAUGGAGCAGACGGUGGAGACGGAUUGGACGGAGCCGAUGGAAAGGACGGUGUCAAUGGGGCAGACGGAGACGACGGAGCGAACGGUGUCGAUGGAGCGAAUGGAGCCGAUGGGAAGAACGGUGUCAAUGGGGUGGACGGAGACGACGGAGUUAACGGAGUAGAUGGAGCGAACGGGAUCGAUGGAAAGAACGGUGCCAAUGGAGCGGACGGAGACGAUGGAGUGGAUGGAGCCGAUGGGAAGAACGGUAUCAAUGGGGCAGACGGAGACGACGGAGUUAACGGAGCCGAUGGAGCGAACGGUGUCGAUGGAAAGAACGGUAUAAAUGGAGUGAACGGUGAUGACGGAGCAAUUGGUGCCGAUGGAAAGGACGGUGUCGAUGGGGUGGACGGAGAUGAAGGAGUAGACGGAGCCGAUGGAAAGAACGGUGCCGAUGGAGCAGACGGUGGCGACGGAGUGGACGGAGCCGAUGGAAAGAACGGUAUCAGUGGGGCAGACGGAGACGACGGAGCGAACGGUGUCGAUGGAGCAAAUGGAGCUGAUGGAAAGAACGGUGUCGAUGGGGUGAACGGAGACGACGGAGUUAAGGGAGCCGAUGGAGCGAAUGGUGUCAAUGGAAAGGACGGUGCCAAUGGAGCGGACGGUGACGACGGAGCAAACGGUGCCGAUGGAAAGAACGGUGUCGAUGGGGUGGACGGAGAUGACGGAGUGGACGGAGCCGAUGGAAAGAAAGGUGCCGAUGGAGCAGACGGUGACGACGGAGUGGACGGAGCCGAUGGAAAGAACGGUAUCAAUGGGGCAGACGGAGGCGACGGACUUAACGGAGCCGAUGGAGCGAACGGUGUCGAUGGAAAGAACGGUAUUAAUGGAGCGAACGGUGAUGACGGAGCAACUGGUGCCGAUGGAAAGAACGGUGUCGAUGGGGUGGACGGGGAUGACGGAGUAGACGGAGCUGAUGGAAAGAACGGUGUCGAUGGAGCAGACGGUGACGACGGAGUGGACGGAGCCAAUGGAAAUAACGGUAUCAAUGGGGCAGACGGAGACGAUGGAGCGAACGGUGUCGAUGGAGCAAAUGGAGCCGAUGGGAAGAACGGUAUCGAUGGAGUGAAAGGAGACGACGGAGAAAAGGGUGCCGAUGGAGCAAAUGGUGUCGAUGGAAAAGACGGUGCCAAUGGAGUGGACGGUGACGACGGAGCAAACGGUGCCGAUGGAAAUAACGGUGUCGAUGGGGUGGACGGAGAUGACGGAGUGAACGGAGCCGAUGGAAAAAAAGGUGCCGAUGGAGUAGACGGUGAUGACGGAGUGGACGGAGCCGAUGGAAAGAACGGUAUCAAUGGGGCAGACGGAGACGACGGAGUUAACGGAGCCGAUGGAGCGAACGGUGUCGAUGGAAAGAACGGUAUCAAUGGAGCGAACGGUGAUGACGGAGUAAUUGGUGCCGACGGAAAGAACGGUGUCGAUGGGGUGGACGGAGAUGGCGGAGUAGACGGAGCCGAUGGAAAGAACGGUGCCGAUGGAACAGACGGAGAGGACGGAAUGGAUGGAGCCGAUGGAAAGAAUGGUGCCGAUGGAGCAGACGGUGGAGACGGAGCGAAGGGUGCCGACGGAGCAAAUGGUGCCGAUGGAAAGAACGGUGUCGAUGGGGUGAACGGAGAUGGCGGAGUAGACGGAGCCGAUGGAAAGAAAGGUGCCGAUGGAGCAGACGGUGACGACGGAAUUGACGGAGCCGAUGGAAAGAACGGUGUCAAUGGGGCUGACGGAGACGACGGAGCGAACGGUGCAGAUGGAGCAAAGGGGGCCGAUGGAAAGGACGGUGUCGAUGGGGUGAAUGGAGACGAUGGAAAAAACGGUAUCAAUGGAGCGAACGGUGAUGACGGAGCAAUUGGUGCCGAUGGAGCAAACGGUGUCGAUGGAAAGAAUGGUAUCAAUGGUGCGAACGGUGAUGACGGAGCAAUUGGUGCCGAUGGAGCAAACGGUGUCGAUGGAAAGAACGGUAUCAAUGGAGCGAACGGUGAUGACGGAGCAAUUGGUGCCGAUGGAAAGAACGGUGUCGAUGGGGUGGACGGAGAUGGCGGAGGAGACGGAGCCGAUGGAAAAAACGGUGCCGAUGGAACAGACGGAGACAACGGAAUGGACGGAGCCGAUGGAAAGAAUGGUGCCGAUGGAGCAGACGGUGCAGGCGGUGCGAAUGGUGCCGACGGAGCAAAUGGGGUGGAUGGAAAGAACGGUGUGGAUGGGGUGAACGGAGAUGACGGAGUUAACGGAGUCGAUGGAGCGAACGGGAUCGAUGGAAAAAACGGUGCCAAUGGAGCAAUCGGUGAUGACGGAACAAUUGGUACCGAUGGAAAGAACGGUGUCGAUGGGGUGGACGGAGAUGGCGGAGUAGACGGAGCCAAUGGAAAGAACGGUGUUGAUGGAAAGAGCGGUGCUAAUGGAGCGGACGGUGACGACGGAGCAAAUGGUGCCGAUGGAGCACACGGUGACGACGGAAUCAUCGGUGUCGAUGGAGCCAACGGUGCCAAUGGAGCAGACGGUGUCGAUGGAAGAAACGGUGCCGAUGGGCUGGACGGAGGAGAUGGAGUGAACGGAGCCGACGGAGCAGACGGAGACAAAGGAGUGGACGGAGCCGAUGAAGCAAACGGUGCCGAUGGAAAGAACGGUGCCGAUGGAGCCAACGGUGCCGAUGGAGCGCACGGAACCGAUGGAGUAGACGGAGACGAUGGAGCGAACGGUGCUGAUGGAGCGCAUGGUGCCGAUGGUGUAAACGGAGACGACGGAAAGUUGACGUUGGCAGCACUGGCACUGGCCACUUUAUGCAACGUCGCCUCUCCUCGACCGGCCGAUCCUUAUCACAACUUGCCUGGUCCAGCAGACGAUGGCCGAUGCAGAUGCUUAGCCGACGGAAUGCACGGAGCCGAUGGAGCGAACGGUGACGAUGGAGCAAACGGUGCCGAUGGAAAGAACGGUGUUGAUGGGGUGGACGGAGAUGACGGAGUAGACGGAGCCGAUGGCAAGAACGGUGCCGAUGGAGCCGACGGUGACGACGGAAUGGACGGAGCCGAUGGGAAGAACGGUGUCAAUGGGGCAGACGGAGACGACGGAGUUAACGGAGCCGAUGGAGCGAACGGUGUCGAUGGAAAGGAUGGUGCCAAUGGAGCGAACGGUGACGACGGAGCAAACGGUGCCGAUGGAAAGAACGGUGUUGAUGGGGUGGACGGAGAUGACGGACUAGACGGAGUCGAUGGAAAAAACGGUGCCGAUGGAGCAGACGGUGGAGACGGAUUGGACGGAGCCGAUGGAAAGGACGGUAUCAAUGGGGCAGACGGAGACGACGGAGCGAACGGUGUCGAUGGAGCGAAUGGAGCCGAUGGUAAGAACGGUGUCAAUGGGGUAAACGGAGACGACGGAGUUAACGGAGUAGAUGGAGCGAACGGGAUCGAUGGAAAGAAUGGUGCCAAUGGAGCGAACGGAGACGAUGGAGUGGAUGGAGCCGAUGGAAAGAACGGUAUCAAUGAAGCAGACGGAGACGACGGAGUUAACGGAGCCGAUGGAGCGAACGGUGUCGAUGGAAAGAACGGUAUCAAUGGAGUGAACGGUGAUGACGGAGCAAUUGGUGCCGAUGGAAAGAACGGUGUCGAUGGGGUGGACGGAGAUGAUGGAGUAGACGGAGCCGAUGGAAAGAACGGUGCCGAUGGAGCAGACGACGGAGACGACGGAGCGAACGGUGUCGAUGGAGCAAAUGGAGCUGAUGGAAAGAACGGUGUCGAUGGGGUGAAAGGAGACGACGGAGUUGAGGGAGCCGAUGGAGCGAAUGGUGUCAAUGGAAAAGACGGUGCCAAUGGAGCGGACGGUGACGACGGAGCAAACGGUGCCGAUGGAAAGAACGGUGUCGAUGGGGUGGACGGAGAUGACGGAGUGGACGGAGCCGAUGGAAAGAAAGGUGCCGAUGGAGCAGACGGUGACGACGGAGUGGACGGAGCCGAUGGAAAGAACGGUAUCAAUGGGGCAGACGGAGGCGACGGACUUAACGGAGCCGAUGGAGUGAACGGUGUCGAUGGAAAGAACGGUAUCAAUGGAGCGAACGGUGAUGACGGAGCAACUGGUGCCGACGGAAAGAACGGUGUCGAUGGGGUGGACGGAGAUGACGGAGUAGACGGAGCUGAUGGAAAGAACGGUGUCGAUGGCGCAGACGGUGACGACGGAGUGGACGGAGCCAAUGGAAAGAACGGUAUCAAUGGGGCAGACGGAGACGGCGGAGCGAACGGUGUCGAUGGAGCGAAUGGAGUCGAUGGGAAGAACGGUAUCGAUGGAGUGAAAGGAGACGACGGAGAUAAGGGAGCCGAUGGAGCAAAUGGUGUCGAUGGAAAGGACGGUGCCAAUGGAGUGGACGGUGACGACGGAGCAAACGGUGCCGAUGGAAAGAACGGUGUUGAUGGGGUGGACGGAGAUGACGGAGUGGACGGAGCCGAUGGAAAAAAAGGUGCCGAUGGAGUAGACGGUGACGACGGAGUCGACGGAGCCGAUGGAAAGAACGGUAUCAAUGGGGCAGACGGAGACGACGGAGUUAACGGAGCCGAUGGAGCGAACGGUGUCGAUGGAAAGAACGGUAUCAAUGGAGCGAACGGUGAUGACGGAGUAAUUGGUGCCGACGGAAAGAACGGUGUCGAUGGGGUGGACGGAGAUGGCGGAGUAGACGGAGCCGAUGGAAAGAACGGUGCCGAUGGAACAGACGGAGUUGACGGAAUGGAUGGAGCCGAUGGAAAGAAUGGUGCCGAUGGAGCAGACGGUGGAGACGGAGCGAAGGGUGCCGACGGAGCAAAUGGUGACGAUGGAAAAAACGGUGUCGAUGGGGUGGACGGAGAUGGCGGAGUAGACGGAGCCGAUGGAAAGAAAGGUGCCGAUGGAGCAGACGGUGACGACGGAAUGGACGGAGCCGAUGGAAAAAACGGUGUCAAUGGGGCUGACGGAGACGACGAAGCGAACGGUGCAGAUGGAGCAAAGGGGGCCGAUGGAAAGGACGGUGUCGAUGGGGUGAAUGGAGACGAUGGAAAAAACGGUAUCAAUGGAGCGAACGGUGAUGACGGAGCAAUUGGUGCCGAUGGAGCAAACGGUGUCGAUGGAAAGAAUGGUAUCAAUGGUGCGAACGGUGAUGACGGAGCAAUUGGUGCCGAUGGAGCAAACGGUGUCGAUGGAAAGAACGGUAUCAAUGGAGCGAACGGUGAUGACGGAGCAAUUGGUGCCGAUGGAAAGAACGGUGACGAUGGGGUGGACGGAGAUAGCGGAGGAGACGGAGCCGAUGGAAAAAACGGUGUCGAUGGAAGAGACGGAGACAACGGAAUGGACGGAGCCGAUGGAAAGAAUGGUGCCGAUGGAGCAAACGGUGCAGGCGGUGCGAAUGGUGCCGACGGAGCAAAUGGGGUGGAUGGAAAGAACGGUGUGGAUGGGGUGAACGGAGAUGACGGAGUUAACGGAGUCGAUGGAGCGAACGGGAUCGAUGGGAAAAACGGUGCCAAUGGAGCAAUCGGUGAUGACGGAGCAAUUGGUGCUGAUGGAAAGAACGGUGUCGAUGGGGUGGACGGAGAUGGCGGAGUAGACGGAGCCAAUGGAAAGAACGGUGUUGAUGGAAAGAGCGGUGCUAAUGGAGCGGACGGUGACGACGGAGCAAAUGGUGCCGAUGGAAAGAACGGUGCCGAUGGAGCAGACGGUGACGACGGAAUCAUCGGUGUCGAUGGAGCCAACGGUGCCAAUGGAGACAACGGUGUCGAUGGAAGGAACGGUGCCGAUGGGCUGAACGGAGGAGAUGGAGUGAACGGAGCCGACGGAGCAGACGGAGACAAAGGAGCGGACGGAGCCGAUGGAGCAAACGGUGCCGAUGGAAAGAACGGUGCCGAUGGAGCCAACGGUGCCGAUGGAGCGCACGGAGCCGAUGGAUUAGACGGAGACGAUGGAGCGAACGGUGCUGAUGGAGCGCAUGGUGCCGAUGGUGCAAACGGAGACGACGGAAAGUUGACGUUGGCAGCACUGGCACUGGCCACUUUAUGCAACGUCGCCUCUCCUCGACCGGCCGAUCCUUAUCACAACUUGCCUGGUCCAGCAGACGAUGGCCGAUGCAGAUGCUUAGCCGACGGAAUGCACGGAGCCGAUGGAGCGAACGGUGACGAUGGAGCAAACGGUGCCGAUGGAAAGAACGGUGUUGAUGGGGUGGACGGAGAUGACGGAGUAGACGGAGCCGAUGGCAAGAACGGUGCCGAUGGAGCCGACGGUGACGACGGAAUGGACGGAGCCGAUGGGAAGAACGGUGUCAAUGGGGCAGACGGAGACGACGGAGUUAACGGAGCCGAUGGAGCGAACGGUGUCGAUGGAAAGGAUGGUGCCAAUGGAGCGAACGGUGACGACGGAGCAAACGGUGCCGAUGGAAAGAACGGUGUUGAUGGGGUGGACGGAGAUGACGGACUAGACGGAGUCGAUGGAAAAAACGGUGCCGAUGGAGCAGACGGUGGAGACGGAUUGGACGGAGCCGAUGGAAAGGACGGUAUCAAUGGGGCAGACGGAGACGACGGAGCGAACGGUAUCGAUGGAGCAAAUGGAGCCGAUGGGAAGAACGGUGUCAAUGGGGUAAACGGAGACGACGGAGUUAACGGAGUAGAUGGAGCGAACGGGAUCGAUGGAAAGAAUGGUGCCAAUGGAGCGAACGGAGACGAUGGAGUGGAUGGAGCCGAUGGAAAGAACGGUAUCAAUGAAGCAGACGGAGACGACGGAGUUAACGGAGCCGAUGGAGCGAACGGUGUCGAUGGAAAGAACGGUAUCAAUGGAGUGAACGGUGAUGACGGAGCAAUUGGUGCCGAUGGAAAGAACGGUGUCGAUGGGGUGGACGGAGAUGAUGGAGUAGACGGAGCCGAUGGAAAGAACGGUGCCGAUGGAGCAGACGACGGAGACGACGGAGCGAACGGUGUCGAUGGAGCAAAUGGAGCUGAUGGAAAGAACGGUGUCGAUGGGGUGAAAGGAGACGACGGAGUUGAGGGAGCCGAUGGAGCGAAUGGUGUCAAUGGAAAAGACGGUGCCAAUGGAGCGGACGGUGACGACGGAGCAAACGGUGCCGAUGGAAAGAACGGUGUCGAUGGGGUGGACGGAGAUGACGGAGUGGACGGAGCCGAUGGAAAGAAAGGUGCCGAUGGAGCAGACGGUGACGACGGAGUGGACGGAGCCGAUGGAAAGAACGGUAUCAAUGGGGCAGACGGAGGCGACGGACUUAACGGAGCCGAUGGAGUGAACGGUGUCGAUGGAAAGAACGGUAUCAAUGGAGCGAACGGUGAUGACGGAGCAACUGGUGCCGACGGAAAGAACGGUGUCGAUGGGGUGGACGGAGAUGACGGAGUAGACGGAGCUGAUGGAAAGAACGGUGUCGAUGGCGCAGACGGUGACGACGGAGUGGACGGAGCCAAUGGAAAGAACGGUAUCAAUGGGGCAGACGGAGACGGCGGAGCGAACGGUGUCGAUGGAGCGAAUGGAGUCGAUGGGAAGAACGGUAUCGAUGGAGUGAAAGGAGACGACGGAGAUAAGGGAGCCGAUGGAGCAAAUGGUGUCGAUGGAAAGGACGGUGCCAAUGGAGUGGACGGUGACGACGGAGCAAACGGUGCCGAUGGAAAGAACGGUGUUGAUGGGGUGGACGGAGAUGACGGAGUGGACGGAGCCGAUGGAAAAAAAGGUGCCGAUGGAGUAGACGGUGACGACGGAGUCGACGGAGCCGAUGGAAAGAACGGUAUCAAUGGGGCAGACGGAGACGACGGAGUUAACGGAGCCGAUGGAGCGAACGGUGUCGAUGGAAAGAACGGUAUCAAUGGAGCGAACGGUGAUGACGGAGUAAUUGGUGCCGACGGAAAGAACGGUGUCGAUGGGGUGGACGGAGAUGGCGGAGUAGACGGAGCCGAUGGAAAGAACGGUGCCGAUGGAACAGACGGAGUUGACGGAAUGGAUGGAGCCGAUGGAAAGAAUGGUGCCGAUGGAGCAGACGGUGGAGACGGAGCGAAGGGUGCCGACGGAGCAAAUGGUGACGAUGGAAAAAACGGUGUCGAUGGGGUGGACGGAGAUGGCGGAGUAGACGGAGCCGAUGGAAAGAAAGGUGCCGAUGGAGCAGACGGUGACGACGGAAUGGACGGAGCCGAUGGAAAAAACGGUGUCAAUGGGGCUGACGGAGACGACGAAGCGAACGGUGCAGAUGGAGCAAAGGGGGCCGAUGGAAAGGACGGUGUCGAUGGGGUGAAUGGAGACGAUGGAAAAAACGGUAUCAAUGGAGCGAACGGUGAUGACGGAGCAAUUGGUGCCGAUGGAGCAAACGGUGUCGAUGGAAAGAAUGGUAUCAAUGGUGCGAACGGUGAUGACGGAGCAAUUGGUGCCGAUGGAGCAAACGGUGUCGAUGGAAAGAACGGUAUCAAUGGAGCGAACGGUGAUGACGGAGCAAUUGGUGCCGAUGGAAAGAACGGUGACGAUGGGGUGGACGGAGAUAGCGGAGGAGACGGAGCCGAUGGAAAAAACGGUGUCGAUGGAAGAGACGGAGACAACGGAAUGGACGGAGCCGAUGGAAAGAAUGGUGCCGAUGGAGCAAACGGUGCAGGCGGUGCGAAUGGUGCCGACGGAGCAAAUGGGGUGGAUGGAAAGAACGGUGUGGAUGGGGUGAACGGAGAUGACGGAGUUAACGGAGUCGAUGGAGCGAACGGGAUCGAUGGGAAAAACGGUGCCAAUGGAGCAAUCGGUGAUGACGGAGCAAUUGGUGCUGAUGGAAAGAACGGUGUCGAUGGGGUGGACGGAGAUGGCGGAGUAGACGGAGCCAAUGGAAAGAACGGUGUUGAUGGAAAGAGCGGUGCUAAUGGAGCGGACGGUGACGACGGAGCAAAUGGUGCCGAUGGAAAGAACGGUGCCGAUGGAGCAGACGGUGACGACGGAAUCAUCGGUGUCGAUGGAGCCAACGGUGCCAAUGGAGACAACGGUGUCGAUGGAAGGAACGGUGCCGAUGGGCUGAACGGAGGAGAUGGAGUGAACGGAGCCGACGGAGCAGACGGAGACAAAGGAGCGGACGGAGCCGAUGGAGCAAACGGUGCCGAUGGAAAGAACGGUGCCGAUGGAGCCAACGGUGCCGAUGGAGCGCACGGAGCCGAUGGAUUAGACGGAGACGAUGGAGCGAACGGUGCUGAUGGAGCGCAUGGUGCCGAUGGUGCAAACGGAGACGACGGAAAGGUCGGUGCCGAUGGAGCGAACGGUGCCGAUGGAGCGCAUGGUCCCGCAAGCGUACAACCAACUAUAGAGCACUUGCCGAGGACGGAAGUGUAUACAGGAUGGCCGAAAUGUUACCACGCCGCCCCUGUAGAACCAUAA